CCGGCGGCAGCGGCGGGGCUGAGGCGAGCGCGGGGACGGCGAGGGGAGCCCUCUGAGGCGCCGGGCCGCGCCAGGGACGGACGGACAGCGGGGGAGAGGAGCCGGAGCCGCCGCCUCGAGAGCCGCCAGCAUGGAGCAGCUGUCAGAUGAAGAACUCGAUCAUGGUGCAGAGGAAGACAGUGAUAAAGAAGAUCAAGAUCUGGACAAGAUGUUUGGGGCUUGGCUUGGAGAGCUGGAUAAACUCACACAGAGUCUGGAUACUGACAAACCCAUGGAGCCAGUGAAAAGAUCCCCUCUUCGCCAGGAGACAAAUAUUGCCAAUUUCUCCUAUCGUUUUUCAAUGUAUAACUUGAAUGAAGCCCUGAACCAGGGAGAGACUGUAGAUCUGGAUGCUCUCAUGGCAGAUCUUUGUUCCAUAGAGCAAGAGCUCAGCAGCAUUGGGUCACAGUCUGCAAACAGUACAUCAAUGAAACGCUUUACCACAGAAGGAAAAAUGGUCCAGAAACCACCUGGUGGUGGUAGGCUUGCUGCCAAGCACAGUAGUAUGAAGGGAUUGUCUUCUUCGUCAUCUAGUCGGGUAACUAAGCCUUCACACGCUAUCUUUUCUCUGGAUGACAUUACUGCUCAGUUAGAAAAAGCCUCUCUAAGUAUGGAUGAAGAAGCUCAGCAACCUUUGAUGGAAGAUAAUAAGCCUGUAGUUACUUCUCAGCACAGAAGGACAGCAUCGGCAGGCACUGUGAGUGAUGCUGAAGUCCGUUCUAUCAGUAAUUCCUCGCGUUCCAGCAUAACCUCUGCAGCCUCAAGUAUGGAUUCCCUGGACAUUGAUAAGGUGACAAGACCUCAGGAACUGGAUUUGACUCAACAAGCACAACCAAUUAGUGAGUGUUUUGUUUCUGUGGAACAUCCCAGCAAGCACGUCAGGCGCCACAUUGACUUUUCUGAAGAAGAGGAUGAAUUGGCUGCUCACUCCUAUUUGGACAGGGAAACUUCCCUUCUUCUGAGAAACAUUGCAGGGAAGCCUUCUCAUUUGCUGACCAAGGAGGAACAAGCUGCUAAACUAAAGGCUGAAAAGAUCAGGGUAGCUUUAGAGAAGAUUAAGGAAGCACAAGUUAAAAAGCUGGUGAUACGAGUCCACAUGUCUGAUGACAGCUCCAAAACAAUGAUGGUCGAUGAGAGACAGACAGUAAGACAAGUGCUGGACAACCUGAUGGACAAGUCUCACUGUGGUUUUAGCUUAGACUGGUCCUUGGUAGAAACCAUCUCGGAGUUACAAAUGGAGAGAAUCUUUGAAGAUCAUGAAAAUUUAGUUGAAAAUCUCCUCAACUGGACAAGAGACAGUCAAAACAAGCUUAUGUUUGUAGAACGUAUAGAAAAAUAUGCACUUUUCAAAAAUCCUCAGAAUUACCUUCUGGGGAAAAGAGAGACCUCUGAGAUGGCAGACAGGAACAAGGAAGUACUACUGGAGGAGUGCUUUUGUGGAAGCUCAGUAACAGUUCCAGAAAUUGAGGGAGUGUUGUGGCUUAAAGAUGAUGGCAAAAAGUCUUGGAAGAAACGAUACUUUCUUCUGCGAGCAUCUGGAAUCUACUAUGUUCCAAAAGGGAAAGCAAAGGUCUCACGGGAUCUUGUAUGCUUUCUUCAACUGGACCAUGUGAAUGUUUACUAUGGGCAAGACUAUCGGAACAAGUAUAAAGCCCCAACAGACUAUUGUCUAGUGCUGAAGCAUCCCCAGAUCCAGAAGAAAUCCCAGUAUAUUAAGUAUCUGUGCUGUGAUGAUGUCAGAACUCUACAUCAGUGGAUAAAUGGAAUCCGUAUAGCCAAGUAUGGGAAACAAUUAUAUGUGAAUUAUCAAGAAGCUCUGAAAAGGACGGAAUCAGCAUACGAUUGGACAUCGCUGUCUAGCUCUAGUAUUAAGUCAGGAUCUAGUUCAUCUAGUUUACCAGAAUCUCAGUCCAAUCAUUCCAAUCAAUCUGAUAGUGGGGUUUCAGACACCCAAACCGGACAUGUUCGUUCUCAAAGUAUUGUCAGCUCCAUCUUCUCAGAGGCCUGGAAACGGGGCACUCAGCUAGAAGAGUCCAGCAAGAUUAGCGCCAGAAUGGAUUCAAUACACCGACCUUUAACUUCACUUGCCCCUCCGUUGUCACCACAGACAAAGACAGCCGCCCCAUAUACAGCAGCAUCACAGCCAUCCCCUCCCCUCCCGCCUCCUCCACCACCACCUCCACCGCCUCCUCCACCUCCACCCCCACCACCUCCCCCUCUGCCUAGCCAAUCGCUGCCAUCUGGUGGCGGCUCAGCAACAGUGUUUGUAAAGUACAGCACCAUCACCAGACUGCAGAAUGCCUCUCAGCAUGGGGGGCUGCUCUUCAAACCACCCCUCAUGGCACAACAGCCACCACUCCUCCCACCACCAGGAAAACCUCUGACCCCCCUGCCCCCAAAUGGCGUGGUCCCUCCACCCCCUCCACCCCCACCACCCCCUACCCCAGGCUCAGCUAUGGCACAGCUCAUGAAGCCAGUGCCCUCCAACCCAUCAGUACCACAAUUCACCCCACCGCCCCCUCCUCCGCCUCCUCUCAAAAUCCACCAGGUUCAUCAGAAUGUUCCUCAGCUGCCACCGGUCGCUACACCGCCCCCACCUCCCCCCAUGCCCGCACCCCCACCUCCACAAGCCCCGCCUAAGCCGAUCAUGACUUUGCCUACACAAAACAGUGCAAAAGUGGCCUCACCUGUAGUGAUGCAUCCCACACCACCUGCAGCUGCACCCUCACCUGCUCCUGUUCCUUCUGCAAUAAAGAAGCAGCCGAGCUUUACCACUCCACAUACUCCGUUAUCUCCUGCCCCAUUAGGCCCUACUCCCCCACCCACAUUACCCAAACAGCAGAGCUACACCAGUAAGCUUCCUCCUUCUCCCCAGUCUCCCAUGCCAUCAGUUGUGAAGCAAAUAGCCAGUCAGUUUCCUCCUCCCCCUCCCCCUCCCCCUCCUCCCUUGCCAGUGACAGAGCUCCAACCUUUAAAGCCCGCUCCUCUGAAUGUCCCUCCCCAGUCCCCUCCUGCAGUGAAAGCCAAGCCAAAAUGGCAACCCUCCUCAGUCCCUUCACCCGACUUCCCCCCACCUCCACCCGAGAGCAGCCUAGCAUUCCCUCCUCCGCCAUCCCCAGUUCCGUCAGCAGUGUCUCCCACUCCAGAUAAGUCAAGCGGCUCUCCAGUCAAAAAGGCUAGUAAGACCUCCAGUCCUGGGGGCAAGAAACCACCCCCUACCCCUCAGCGCAACUCAAGCAUCAAAUCUAACAGCUCAGCAGAAUACCAUGAAUCUAAGAGACCUUCUGUGGACGUCUUGGUCAGCAAAUUUGCACACCCACCAGAGCCUUCAGGGUCUCCUUCCAAGGAGACUGCAACCCCGCCUGCUGCUCCUCCCAAGCCCGGAAAGCUCAAUCUGCCUAUUGUUCUUCAGCAAGCAGGAAUUUCAGCCAAAGCACCGGCCGUAGGAGCCUCUGGGAAGGGUGCUGUGGAAGAGUUUCCUUCUCCUCCGUCAGAUUCAGACUUCCCCCCUCCACCCCCUGAAAUAGAGCUUCCUCUGCCACCAAUAGAGAUUCCUGCUGUGUUUUCAGGCAAUACCUCUCCAAAAGUUGCUGUUGUCAAUCCUCAGCCUCAGCUGUGGUCUAAACCAUCGGGGAAGAAAGCUCCCCCUCCAACACGCCCCAAACGCAAUGACAGCACCCGACUCUCGCAGGCCGAAAUUGCAGAAUCACAGGUUGCCGCCAGUUCGCAAGUGCCCACUUCCCCCAAGUCUGGCCUUAAUGUUCAGCCUGGCUUCCUGGCUGACCUGAACAGGACUCUUCAGCGUAAGUCCAUCAGUCGGCAUGGUUCCCUCUCCUCUGCUCGGAUCUCCAGGGCAGAGCCAACCACUACAAUGGAUGAUAUGGCCUUGCCCCCACCUCCCCCAGAACUCCUCACAGAAAAGCAGAAGACUAGCAACUUUGGAGGCAGUCAUAUAUCAGGCUAUGCAACGUUACGGAGGGGCCCACCCCCAGCGCCUCCGAAAAGGGAUCAGAACACCAAGCUGUCUCGAGACUGGUGAUGGGGUAGGAACUGUAAUGGUGUGGGUUGCCUGCAAAGCACGUCACAUGACAUACAUAAUACAUUUGUAUUCAGUCUUGUCCAAUAGCUGUGGUUUUUUUAAAAAUGUACUGUAAUGAUUGCUAUGGACAAUGAAUACAUUCCCUUUCACAAUCAGUUCUGAAGAUUUAUUGUUAGAGAUGGAAAGGUGGGCUGUUCUGAAUUUUAAAAUCCUUCAAAUGGGUUGGACCAAAACCUUUAUUAACAUUUUUUCCUGCAGUUCAGGAAAGCAAUUGUUGUCUGUCCAUGUGAGACAUGUUGGUGCAUGUAUUAUAAAUGUACUUAUAUAAUAUAUUGUGAAAUAUUUCAUUGCAAUUAUAGAGGCUAACCAGAAUGUUUUGUACAUCUGUAUUUAUUGUUUCAGUCAACUGAAAUAUAUAUUACCAGAAAUUGGAUUGCUGUGUUAAUCAGUAAAGUCUUUUACUUUUUAAAAAUGAAGAUAUUAGGGGGCACUUUAAAUCAGAAAACUUUUCUCAGUUGGCGAAGGGUAUACAACGCUGGCAGGUUGUAUCAGUAUCUACAUUGUCAAUUGAUUGAAAAAAAUACAGACACAACUUACCAAAACAUUCUGGUCCUUACUUGAGAACCCUGUGCUGUACAGUGGGGUGGACUGAAAUAUUCAGAAUAAAGGCAUUCUCUGAAAACUAUUAAGGAAAGGACUGAUAGAUUUAAAAUUUUCCAAAGUUCACUGCUUUUUGUUAGUGUACUACAGGCUGCAGUUGAAUCCUCACUUUCCUGGGAGUAAGGCCUGUUGAACACACUGGGACUUAUUUCUGAGUAAAGGUACAAACACUCAGACUGGAAAGCUGCAAUCCUCAUCACAUGGCAGAGUAAGUCAUACUGAACCUAGUGGGUUUACUUUAGAGUGGAGAUGUUGCAUGUAGCUUGUGUGUGUGUGUGUGCGCGCUAUUCCAGACUGAUUUUUUUUUGUAACUUACUGGUCAGUUUUGCAUUUGCAUAGAAACGGCGCGUCUCCCAUCCCCAGUCAUGAGCAUUCUGGAUAUACUGAGCACAGAGUCCGUUAAAUUUGUUAGGUACCUCCAACAUGGCAAUAUAUGGCCAAUGCACAUAAAUCUCUUACUACAGAGAAAAGCUUCAUUCAAGCAUACAGUUGCACGUGUGAACAUUGCAUUCCCUUCCAGGGGGAAGUAUUGCUUAAGCAUUAAUCAGGAGCUAGCUGGAAGGUAUGCUAGGUAAGAGAGCACGGCAGGUGUUCCAUAAGGGAACAUGGAGAAUGUCUGGGCAGCUGGAAGAUGGCUGCAGCAACAGGGAAAGCUCUUUUCUUGUAGACUAGCUGUGGUGGUGAUGGUGUGAACUCCAGUACUAAAGCAGAAAGGAGACAAGAUGGCCUCUGGUUUUGCCAUCUGUGGUUGCCUGGCUUGGCUGAAACGUAAACGGCUCCUCAUACAAAGCAUGUGUAAGGGGAGAGGAGUGCUACAAUCAGAAAUAUCUUUUAUCAAAAAUGUUAUUGCAUAAGGCACCCCGGCAUCCCAAAUUCUGAUGCAAGUAUUGUGUAUGCAGUACAAAAGAUAAUGGAAUACCUGUUGAUAUUGGCUGUUGUAAUAGAUUAGAAUAUUCUAAGUACUUUUAAGUUUCAUAUCAUGAGUGCAGAACAUAUUUGCUCUGUGCUUUCAAAAUACUUUUUGUUUUAAGGGAACUCUGUUAAAGCUAAUUUGUCUAACAACUCCCCACCCGCCGUUACAUAGUGUCUUCACAUAAGAUAGAGAAGGGUGACAGAAUUUAGACGCGAGACUCAAUGACUUACAAAACUGGUCUAUCCUGAACCCUAUUUGUAUUAUGAAGAAAAGUUUCCAAAUAAGGGUCAUUUUGAAGGUUAAAAGGAACUGUUUUUCCUUAGAAACCAGAGGAAAAGUUCGCCUGUGUGCAGUUUAGACUGAGGAAUCCUCAAUAUAGAACAUGAAUGGUUGUCUGAUUGUUGAAUCCGCUUAUAUUUCUCCCCUUCCCAGGUGUAAUUUUCCUAUUUUACAUCGUUUACUUGAGCAAUAAGAACAUACCAAUGUGUGCAUUUUUAAAGCUCUGCUGUUGGAAGGCUUUUUUGUAUCUUUCAAGACAUUCAGAGUUUGGUUUCUUUUAUCUUUGUGCUUAUAAAGUGUCCUUAAAACCAUUUGCAUUACUGCAUUUUGGCAUACUCGGUAUAUCUGACUUGCAUCUUACAAUGUACUUCUAAAGCAUUGGUGCUCAAACUUGAUUGUUCCUGCUGCUGCUUGGAUCACUUCCUGGCCAUUAGAAUGAGCACAUCACUGGGGAGGCAGGAGGCAUCAGAUGUGUUGUGUGUCCAAGUGUCACCUGCCACCCAGCUCUGUAGCUCGGGUCAUGGAAAUGCUACUGAGGCUGUUUUUGGUUAGCACGAUUAGUUUAUUCACCCACGUCCCCUGCACACUUGUUCAGUUGGAACAGGUGCUUUAAGCAGCCUGGACAAGUGACAGUCAUGACUUCUGGGGACCAUGUAUUUCUUUGCACCAGUGGAUGUUGCCAAGUCAUCGCCAUCAGCAGGGCCAAAAAGAUGACCCAUUUUGCUGAUGCUAGCAAAAAAAAGCUAGGAUGUCCUAAAUUAAGCUGGCAAGUUGUAGCUCCCUGCCCAUCCGGGUUUUAACUAAUCCUGCCAGUGCUGCUGUUACCAACUGCCAUGUUCGCUCCUCUCUUGGCCUUCAUAAAGGACCACUAACUGCCUCUGAUGCUCUUUCUGCGAGGAGCACUGAAACCCACCAGGGCAGCCAAGUUAGCUUAAUUUUGAAUGGAGCAGGCGUUGAAUUUUCUGUAUAGGUGUUGCCCAUAGAUGUGUUUGUGCAUUCCUUUUUCAAUUAGUAACAGCAGCUGCAAUGAUAGCUGCUUAAACAUCAAUGAGCAGAAAUGCAAAUGUUUUCUUUGAUGUAUGUUUUAAUUGGGGACAGCAGCAACUGCUAAAGCUAUGUUGCUUUAGAAUACUUUGGUUGAAAAACUAUUCUUUAGACAUAAAUCAUUCAGUUUUGAUACUGCCAUUCUUCAGAGAGCUAUUCUGGUUAUUUGUAUAUAUUAACAAGCAUCCUUGCGUUCUAGGAAGUUAAAGUAGCAACUUGUUCAUAUAGACUUUUCCCCCCUCUAGUCUAAGUGGUGUCCUGUAUUUUCUUGGAUGGUUCACCUAGCUGGAACUACAAGUGGCUUUCCUUGGUGCUGAAAAUGUUUGUGACGGAAGCUGAAUUGUCUUUCACCAAACACCCGGCCUCUCUAAUUAGCAUCCAUAAAAUAAAUAGUAAGCCUCUGCCACUGUGGACCAUAAAUUCCAGGGCUGAAAACUGGAUACUUCAGUAAGACUGGAAAAGACUGUGUAAUACUAAUGUAAGAGCAAAAAUGGUGGGGGGGGAGGGUUUACCUUCCACCUAUAGUUUUGGGCCAUGCAUCAAGAAUACCCAGCCCUUCCUACAGAUGAAGCCUGUCCUAAUAGCUGCGUGGAGAAAGGAGCCAAGUCAGCCAUACCCCAGCCAGGGGCCCUGCAAGCCAGAAUGCUUUCUUCCUCUCCUACCCCCAUUAGAGGAAUUGCCGAUACAGGGCCCGUGGAUUUUGUGGUGUGGAGUGUUAUAUGAUGGUCUUCUGUGAUACCGGGGCUAUUCUGUAUAGGUGAACCUUGAGCAAGCACAGCGUGGCUUCACCAGAAAGAAGCUGAUUCUCCUUGCCUUGCAUCCACAGUUGGCUUUUUGAAGCAUGAAGAAGUUGACUUUUUGAUGUGACCCUGGAAUCCUCCUCUUUCUAGUCUAGCAACUUCUUCAGCUAGUGAAGGAAAAUCAGAAAAAUGUUUCAGAAACUUAACAGCUGAACCUUUCACACCUAAUGUGUGUCAUGCCCUGGUCUGUAUGUCCUAUUACUGGUGCAGUGGCAGAAAUGGUGUACUUUAUAUACUUUUUCCAUUUUAACUGUGGGAAGGAACUGAGCUUUGUUUUUCAGAUGUUAGUAAUCAGGCUGUGGUGAUGACGCCUCACAGAAAUGAUUAUGCACAUUUUAACACACCAUUGUUGCAACCAUGGUUUAUGUCUGUGCAGCAGAUCUGUGCAAAGUGCUGUAAAUACAUUCAUGUUUACUGCUUUACAGGAAAAAAAAUUGCACAUUUUCUCUUUUAAGUAGGACUGCCUCCCUUGUCCUUCCUCUUUAAAGAAAGAAUAUAUAAAAUAUUCUAUAAAUAUGUAUAAAUAUACUUUUUUAAGCAUGGGAGAAGAAACACAACAUAAAAUCAUGACAAAGUACCUAAUAGAAAUCAUUAUACUGUGGAAUAUGCACAAGUCAAUAAAGAUGCAGAUAAA
This is a messenger RNA of Eublepharis macularius, 8408 nucleotides long. It is a transcript of the gene RAPH1, whose product is annotated as Ras association (RalGDS/AF-6) and pleckstrin homology domains 1. Lineage: Eukaryota; Metazoa; Chordata; Lepidosauria; Squamata; Eublepharidae. Gene Ontology annotation, biological process: signal transduction. The record is from RefSeq and is a predicted model, not a curated record. The transcript is spliced from 16 exons. Gene Ontology annotation, cellular component: cytosol; plasma membrane. Bases 131 to 4078 code for a protein of 1315 amino acids.